Penicillium oxalicum is the source of this 1845-nucleotide messenger RNA. RefSeq lists its product as uncharacterized. The coding region runs from base 1 to 1845 and encodes 614 amino acids. NCBI's taxonomy places the organism in Eukaryota, Fungi, Ascomycota, Eurotiomycetes, Eurotiales, Aspergillaceae. The transcript has 2 exons. The record is from RefSeq and is a predicted model, not a curated record.
AUGGCUGCUCCAAGAGUCCCCCGGCCAAGGCCAUUAGAUUGGACUGGGUCGUCCCAGCUCGCAAUCUUUGUACGGAAUCUGAAGCUGCUGCAUCUAGAUCGUCGCAAUGACUGGCCCGGCAUUACACUCCAUGCUUUAUCACCGUCGUCGCAGAACCAGCGCCAGCGAAUCCGACUCAUCGAAUGGUCUUUGUACCAUCUGUUCAUGAUCUGGGACUCUGAACUCACUCAAAAUAAACUCCGUCCCUUUUUCCCACCACUAGAGCACUUACAGUCGGUCAAUCUUCGAGCAGCGCUCUUUCGAGCUUUGGCCGAGCUGAAAAAGAAUGGCGAUCUUGGAAGGGAGACGAUUCUCCGGAAAACCAUGCUCGAUGAUUGCAGAGGGGAAAAGUUCGAAGAAGUACUUGCCGUCUUUUCUACAGCCGUGCUGCGCAAGUUGCUGGCACUGUCAGCCACUGAAAUGAUUUGGAACCCAGCUAUGGCAAUAUCGACUGCCUCGGCCAUCACUCCUGUGGAUUACCAGAACCUUGUUCCCUUGAUCAUUGCGCAUCGAUUCUCGCUCAAUGCAACAGGGGCUCGCCGGGCGCGGUUCGAGGAGACAUUUGCACGAUUUUCGGGCCUGCUUGACGACAAAAGAGUCGAGCUUACAAAGCGGGCAGAGCAAACUAAAGGCAUCUCCAAUCGGGAGCAAAAUUUGUCACAGACCGACUCGGAAGCACUAGUACAGGAGUUGCGAACAAAUUGGAUGGGGAAUGUGGAAUGGGCUACUGCUCUGCAACAUGGUGGAUCUCGAACCAGCAGUGAUGCGUUUCUGGAACGCCCAUUUCCCCAAGCUUGGAAACAGGCAUCUCAGUCGACAACAGUCGAUGUAAAUGACGGCGCAGAAAUAGACCUUGUGACGGACCUUGAGACGAGGGUGUUGCGACUGCGCGGUCGGCUUCGCAAAUGGCAUGAGUUUAACGACUCGCUUCGGGAAAAACGCCAGAUACACGAGGGACACGUCACGCCCACUCUUUCAAGACCUCGUUUGAUGUUUCGAGAUCAUCAAUCUCUGACAGUGGCAAGUAUCUCGAAGACCGUUCGAGCGUCUGCAGAUCGCGGAAGAGAGUUGAACGAAGCGGAUCGUUCUUUCAUGGCGCAAGUGAACGCAGCCAUCACUCGCACUGAAGAUAACUCUCGCGUCGACCAGGGAGCGGAUGCGACUGCACAUCUUCCCGAAUUGAAACUUUCCAGAAAGCCUCGAGCAACGAAACCCAGCGAGUUCAUGACGGAGGUGAACCAUGACGACAGGGAACGAGCGAUUCCCUCAAUCGCCUUGUACGAGCCUCAUACUCACACUGGGUCUUCUUGCUCGGAAUCAAUCCCCUCAUCUCCACCUCCGCCGGCCAAUCUCCCUCCAGCAGGGCCCGGUGACGAUGCUCAGUCAGACGAAGAUGAAGAGGCCACUUUGCCUCAACCGCCUCAGUCCCAACCAUAUAACCUCGUCGAGCGAACCCGCAAAUCCAUGUCCCUUAUCCCGCCUCUCCCAGCUCAGGAAUCUCAUCAUCUUCCCAAACGGCGGGGUCCGCGUCCGUCCUUCCCUGUGAACCAGUUCGAAACUCCUCGAAAACCCUCUGGCGCUGACAUUUCCCGAUGCUCAACCCCGAAGGAUAAGCUGUUCGAAGAAGAUGCAGACUACGCGAGCGUUUUCAAAUCGAGACCUCGUAUCGCGCUCAGUCCGAUCUCAUCACCGGCUGUUCAUGUGAGUCCUUCUAUUAUGGAGGGCGAGAGCUUUGAUCUUGGAUAUGACGAGGGGGCUCUUGAAGAUAUGGACUCGCCUUCAAUCACUUCGCGAUAUCGGAGUUGA